AUGAAUGUUAUUAAUGAAUUGAAUGUGUUGCCAAAUGAAAAAGAUUUCAGUUAUGUAUAUGUUCGUGCAAUCUACAAAGAUGUCAACUUUUCUUUUUGCCUUCAUCAUCACAAAUGGUUGUUAAGCGAAAAUGAAAAAGACCAUUCUUCAUACAAAGAUAAUCGAAAAAUUCACCAUAAUAAUUAUGUUAUCACUGAUGAAGACCGUACUUUAAUUGCUUUAUUCAAAAAAGCGAAUAACAAAUCACACGAAAUAUUUUUAUAUUCAAAAGCCAACCCAACCAUUAAAAUUAACAAACAUGAUCUUUAUGAAAGUUUCUUUAAUGGUCCUGCUAAGAUGCAAAAAUACAAAACAAAAUUUGAUGUUUUUGAUCAAAAACACGGAAAAGAAAAAAUGAACCAAGUCACUACUAUAAAAGACCAAUAUGUAUCUACUGUUGUUUCUGAUCAAACGAAAAUAUCUAUUGAAUCGGAUACAGAAACUAUUAGUUCUACAAAUACACCUAUACCAUCGACAAAUUUAAAUGAUAUUAAUAAAAAUGACACUUUGAAUAACGAAAGUGAUGAGAGUGAAAUUGACCAAUUGUUGAUGGAUGAAAUUUUGAGUGCUGAAAGAUUCUUUGAAGAACAUGAAAAACAGGUGCAGAUUAGUACUGAUAAUAACGAUGAUGAUGUUGAAGAUGAACUAUUAAAUGCACAUGAAAUGUUCAAAUAUGUACCAGAAAACACUAAAAAUCAAUUAUUGGAAGAGUUAUACACCUUUGAAGACGGAGCGUUUCUUGUAUACGAUAGAAUCGAUUAUAAAGAAAUUGAUAUAGAUGCAGUUUCAGAAUCAAUUAGAAGAUUUUCUUAUGAUCAUGACAACAAUUUUGUAAUAGAAAGAUAUAUUGUUGCACUUGAUUAUUUAUUUAGAAGAACGUGUAAUAUCACUAAUAUUAAAACACUUAAAUCUGUCAAAGUUAUGCAAAGAAAAGUAUGUGAUUAUGUUAUGAAUGGGGAGAUUGUUAAAGCUCGCCUGAGUGCUGAACAAAUUCGAGCAUUAAAACGAUGUACAUUGGUAAGUCACGCAACACUGAGUAGAGAUUCACUCGAAAAAGCUAAAACGUUGGCAUUAAGCUCGAGAACUGUUAACGCACAAAUAUUCAAAGCCAAUGAAAUAAAGAAAGAAAAACUUAAGGCCGAAAGUAGUGAAUAUAAAUGUUUAGCAAUUUCCAUUGACUCAACUACGAAAAAUGAUCAAGAAAUAUUCUGUGUGAUGUUAAGAUUGGUCAAAGGAAGAAAGUGUU
This is a messenger RNA of Entamoeba invadens IP1, 1285 nucleotides long. RefSeq lists its product as hypothetical. The record is from RefSeq and is a predicted model, not a curated record. The annotation marks the transcript as partial. Lineage: Eukaryota; Evosea; Mastigamoebida; Endamoebidae. The transcript has a single exon.